Molecule: messenger RNA, 1275 nt
Organism: Lytechinus variegatus (green sea urchin)
Lineage: Eukaryota; Metazoa; Echinodermata; Echinoidea; Temnopleuroida; Toxopneustidae
Product: E3 ubiquitin-protein ligase TRIM56-like
Exons: 3
Coding region: 193-1275 (360 amino acids)
Biological process (GO): positive regulation of DNA-templated transcription
Cellular component (GO): nucleoplasm; chromatin
Molecular function (GO): ubiquitin-protein transferase activity; zinc ion binding
Source: RefSeq, a predicted model, not a curated record
UUUAGUUCAAGGUCACAUACGACUUUAUAAAUCCUAAUAUUUAUCAUGUUGAUAUCGGCUACUUGGCGAAGAUGUUAAUGAUGUACUAAUAGUUCGUUCCAUCUUUUUUCCAUAUCACUUCACUAUAGGUUAGCCUGGUCUAGCAAGUUUUCAAGAAACCGACACAAUCUCUUACCAGCCACCUUAUACAACAUGGCAGCCAGAAUGGAUGAAGAUCAUCAGCCCAGGUCGACGCACACAGGUCUCCUCAACCAAGUCAAAAGUCUUCAGUGUCCUAUCUGCUACAAGCUUAUGACGAAACCGAAGAUGCUUCCGUGCGGACAUACGUUCUGCCUUGAUUGCCUCUCAAAGAUCAUGAAAGAGGGGAAAAUCAUGUGUGCAUUUUGUCGAGUUGUCGCUGAUGUUUCUGAGGGCGAUGCAAACAAACUGCCAACAAAUCUUGCAUUUAAAUCGGUAGUAGAAGAAGUUGCGAAUCCAGAUGGACGAUGUGAUGUUUGUGACACUGUAGGUAAAGAAGAUAGAAUAUCAUAUUGUAAUGAUUGUAAUAUUUAUAUAUGUACUGAGUGUCUCCCUAGUCAUACAUCUGAAAAGAAAGACAGACAUUUCAUUAAGAAGAAGAGGAGAUCAAGAAACAUGUCUAGUCUGAAAAUUGGACGAGAGCCUUGUCCAACACAUACAGGAAAAUUAUGCAUCGAAAUUUGUGUAACAUGUAAAGUGUUAGUUUGUAAAGAAUGUAUAACUAAAAAACAUCAAGAUCAUGAACUACAGGGCUUUGUCGAGUAUGCAACUUAUUCAUACGCCUCUGCAACUCCUUUAAAACAAGAAAUAAGAGAACAAAAAAAUAAAUCAGAUUCAUAUAUUCUACAAGUACAGUAUCAUGAACAGAAAACAUCCCGUCACAUCACAUCACUUAUGUCACAGAUCGAACAAGAAUACGAUGCCUCUAUAAAGCGAUUGGAAGAAAGAAAAAGGUCAAAAAUUCAAGCUUGUGCAGCUCUGCGAGAAAGUAUGCGUCGACUGUGCGAUGACUUGCUACUUGAUAUCGAACAGUGCAACACGUCAUUAGAUCAAAUACAUCAUAAAAUACAGAGUGUUAUAGAUUCUCCUUUCAAGGAUAUGUGUGCUCAUAGUUCGAAACUGGAGUCAUCAUACUCAGAACUAGUUCCAAUCAAAGAAAAACUAAACUCUAUCAGAAAGGAGUGUGUAAACAUGCCAAAUAAAGCCAAAUACGGGAACAAAUUAGAUUUCCAUAAGAACAGUGAAUACAUAAAUUAG